Molecule: messenger RNA, 1656 nt
Organism: Sphenostylis stenocarpa
Lineage: Eukaryota; Viridiplantae; Streptophyta; Magnoliopsida; Fabales; Fabaceae
Source: the annotation of a GenBank genome assembly
AUGGCGGCAUCUCUGUCCUCCGACUUCGAUGAUCUCCGCUCGCCGAUACUUGCGGCAGCGGAUAAGAAACCGGCGGCGGAGAAGCUCUGCAUCGAUGACAUGCUGCAGAAGUACUGCGGCGAGUUCGGGCGGUGGCAGCUCAAGCACUUCAUCUUCACCAGUCUCGCGUGGGCGCUCGAGGCCUUCCACACCAUGGUCAUGAUCUUCGCCGACCGCGAACCAGACUGGAGGUGCGUCCCCGGGGCGGCCUGUGACGGCGGAGGGGAUGGCGGCGUCUGUGGCCUCUCGCCGGAGGCGUGGGAGUGGGUCGGCGGCCGCCAUGGCUCCACCGUAUCGGAAUGGAAUCUGAUUUGCGGUGAUAAGUUCAAGAUUGGGUUGGUUCAGGCCGUGUUCUUCGCUGGAUGCAUGAUUGAAAAUAUUGAUGGCAAGAUUAUUCAGAAGCAACACAAUAUUGACGCUGAAUUUUCAGGGGCUGGAAUAUUUGGCCACCUCUCAGACUCCUCUCUAGGAAGAAAAGGUUCUCUCACAGUGGUUUGCGCCCUAAACACUCUCUUUGGCUGUUUAACAGCACUGUCCCCAAACUACUGGAUCUACGUCCUCCUCCGCCUCCUCACCGGAUUCAGCAGCGGCGGCGUUGGCCUCUGUGCCUUCGUCCUCGCCACCGAACCCAUCGGCCCCACGAAGCGCGGCACCGCGGGCAUGUCCACCUUCUACUUCUUCUCCGGCGGCAUUGCACUUCUCUCUGGCAUCGCUUACACCUUCCAAACAUGGCGCUAUCUCUAUAUAGCUUCCUCCAUCCCCUCUUUCCUCUACAUCAUCCUUGUCCUACCCUUUAUCUCUGAGUCCCCAAGAUGGUACCUUGUUCGCGGGAAAGUAGCUGAAGCCACGAAGCUCAUGUCCACCAUUGCUUCUUCCAACGGGAAGCACCUUCCCGAUGGUGUUCUCCUCGCACUCGACGACGAAGCAUCGUCCGCAAAAAACCAAGGUUCAGGUCAUGACAUAACAUUGGUGACAUACAAAAACGAACACGUGGAAAACAAAGACGCGCUAGUUGGAUCCAUCGUGGACGUCGUUCGUUCCCCCAUCACUCGUGUAAGGUUGCUCUUAGCGGUGGCUCUUAACUUAUUAGGCUCCGUGGUGUACUACGGGCUUAGUUUAAACGUCGUGAACCUCGAUACCAACCUUUACCUGAACGUAAUGUUGAACUCCGUGGCGGAGAUGCCGGCGUUUACGAUAACGGCGGUGCUUUUGGACAGGUUUGGACGGAAGCCGUUGACGGUGGCGACGAUGUGGUUUAGCGGGUUGUUUUGUUUGAUGGGGAGUUUGAUGGGCAACGUGGGGGUGUGGAAGGUGAUGAGAAUGGUAUGUGGUGUUUUGGGGAUAUUUGGGAUGGCGGGGACUUAUAAUUUGUUGUUUAUUUACACGGCGGAGCUGUUUCCGACGGUGGUGAGGAACGCAGCGCUUGGAUGCACCACGCAGGCGGCGCAAAUGGGAGCUAUAUUGGCGCCGUUUGUGGUGGUUUUGGGUGGCUGGUUGCCAUUUGCGGCGUUUGCAGCAUGUGGAAUAGUGGGAGGAAUGUUUGCGUUUUAUCUUCCAGAGACGCUGAAUCAACCUCUAUAUGAUACAUUCACUGGAAUGGAAGCAGGACUUGCUUGA